AUGGCAAAUUCCUCCGACGAAGAAGCGGAUUCACGGACGGCAUCGGUGGGCGCACAGCGUGCGAAGAACCCUCGUUCCACGCGCUCUGCCUCGCGCGACAGCACGCGGCCAGCAAAGAGACAACGGCAGAAUAAAAGUCAGGAUGCGCCUGAUCAUGCGGACUUCGUUCCUCGGGGCGGUGCAUUUACUGCCACCCCCCUUGAGGUUGACUCCGAUGCCACUUCCAGCUCUGGUUCCUCAGACUCAGACUCCGACUCCGACUCGGCCUCUAGCGCGAACGACACCGCGAAUCCACACGCUGGAAGCACUGCGCCUGCCAUCAGCUGGAACCAAGGAAAGAAGAAGGCAAUUCGUACAACUCUGGGAGGAAAGCGAGCCGAACCGAUGGAGAGCAAUACUGAGAAGUCCGAGCAGUUUGAUGCUGUGAAUGACAAAUACUGGCGCAGUCGCAGUGACUCUGUCUCGUCAGCUGGCAGUGAGACUCGCGCACGGAAGCAACCUCGAAUUCAAGAAGACCUGGAAGAAGGUGAAAUUGACUCAAAGAGUGAGUCCGACGACUCAGAUUCUCUUGACUCUGAGGCCGAUGAUUCUAUCCUAUUGAACAUCGGGUCCAAGGAGAACGGAAUGGACGAAGGCGAAGACUACGAUCCAGAACGCCUCAUGCCCGAAAAUGGGUUACAAAAUGGAACAACCGCUGCAUCAACUUCCAACGGUGUCGAAUUGGCAUCUGGCUCUCAAUCAAAAGAAGACGCUUUCCGCCGCUUCGCACUUAAGUACCCCACAGCGCCUACGUCCCUGGUGGACUUGAACAAGAAAGAUCUCGAAACUCAGUCUCUUUAUGUAUACUUCGACCGCAACAUCCACGACCUUGACCUGAAACUUCCCGUUUCUUGCAUUGAGUGUCAAACUGAGGGCCACAUGGCUGACAUCUGCCCAACAAAAGAGUGCUCACACUGUGGUUCUUGGGACAAACACGCAAGCGUCGUCUGCCCAAUGUGGCGAAGAUGCCAAAAAUGUCGUGAACGAGGCCACGACGAGCAACAGUGCACAUCUAAGCUACGAAGCCAUGCAUCAGAAGUGCCAUGCGACAUGUGCGGCCAUGAACACCUCGAAUCAGAAUGCGACUUUUUAUGGAAAUUCCCGUCCAGAGACCUGCACUCGAACCAAGUAUCCGUCUCAAUCUCCUGCGCCAACUGCUCCAGCGCAAAGCACCUAGUAGGGGACUGUCCAGACCCCUAUUUAAAACUUAGCACAUCAUCCUUCACCACAAAAGGUCUGGACCCAGAAAUGAUCACAAACCUCAACACAGCCGAUGGACCCCGACGCACCGGCCGUCCAGCACCACCACCACCACGCUCCCGCGGAAAUGCCGGCAGGCCUGGCUCCCGCGGCGCGGAAUGGUCCCGCUCCUCCUCUGAUGAUGAAAAUGACAUGAUGUCCCGCGUUUCAAGAGGACGAGGCCGACCUGCUCCCGUCCACCGCGGCAACAACAGCCGUGGCAACAUCAAGUUCGGCAAUAAUGUCGGCACUGGUCGUGGUUCGUCUCGAGGACCACCCUCGGCUCCCCGUGCUCGUCCCCAAUUCCCUGGAAAUGGAAAUCGGCGUCGCUCUCCCUCGCCGCGUGCAAGAAAUCCUCCUCCACCGCGUGGCGGUGGCGGUGGCCGGGGUCGUGGGCCUUCGAGAGGUCCUGGGCGUGCUCGUGGGUCACGGGGUGGUGGCAGGGGUCGAGGACGGUAA
This is a messenger RNA of Penicillium antarcticum, 1737 nucleotides long. RefSeq names its product zinc knuckle domain protein. The record is from RefSeq and is a predicted model, not a curated record. NCBI's taxonomy places the organism in Eukaryota, Fungi, Ascomycota, Eurotiomycetes, Eurotiales, Aspergillaceae. Gene Ontology annotation, molecular function: nucleic acid binding; zinc ion binding. The transcript has 2 exons. The coding region runs from base 1 to 1737 and encodes 578 amino acids.